CUCCCAUUACAUCUUGUUCUGCACAAUUGACCGUUGGGGAACACACAAACAGCUCCCCCACCCACAACCCCAAAUCCUCUUCUCUCUCUCUUUCCUAAAAGAAACCAGAGAUCGUCCUUCGUCCCAAUCACAUUCUCUCGUUCCAACAAAAAAACCCACAAGAAAAGCCCUCUCUUGCCUCGUUAGUAGUAUUACAUAGAGAGAGAGAGAGAGAGAGAGAGAGAGAGAGAGGCUUUUUCUUCUACCAGCUCUCUCUCUCUCGAUCUUCAACUCAUCAUUCGCACUAUAACAAAAACCCUGAGAAACAAAAAGAACAACAAAAUGGAGUCAACGACACAGAGACGGAAGAGCGGGAUCAAUCUCCCGUCCUCUAUGUCGGAGACCUCUCUCCGUCUCCACACAACCACCACCUCCUCCGCCCCGUCAUCAUCGUCUUCUCCCCUGCGCAGCGGCAAUGGCGCGCUGAAUAAUCUUUUCUCGCCGAGGUCCAUGUCGCCCCGGACGAUCUCGAACCUGUCGUCGUCAUCGCCGAGAUCGGGCAGCAGCUGCAGCGACAGGUUCAUACCGUGCCGGUCGUCCUCGAGGCUCCACACGUUCGGGCUCGUCGAGAAGUCUCCGGCGGCGUCUCCGGCCAAGGACGGCGCCGGCGGAGGAGGAGGAGGGAGCGAGGCUUAUAACAGGUUGUUGAGAACGGAGCUCUUUGGGGCUGAUUUUGGGUGUUUUUCUUCUUAUGCAGGUGGUCAGGGGUCGCCGUUGAGUAGUAGUCCAAGCAGCAAGAACAUGUUGCGGUUCAAGACGGAUCAGUCCGGGCUGAACUCACCGUAUGCUUCGCCGUCGAUUUUGGGGGGUGAUGGUGGGUUUUCAUCGGAGAAUACGACGCCGCCUAAGCCGCCCAGGAAGGUGCCCAAGACACCCCAUAAGGUUCUAGAUGCCCCAUCGCUCCAAGAUGACUUCUACCUGAACUUAGUUGAUUGGUCAUCGCAAAAUGUCCUUGCUGUUGGAUUGGGUACCUGUGUUUAUUUAUGGACUGCAACAACCAGCAAAGUAACUAAGUUGUGCGACCUGGGGCCUAAUGACGGCGUGUGCUCGGUCCAAUGGACUCGGGAGGGUUCAUACAUAUCAAUCGGCACAAGUCUUGGUCAAGUGCAGGUUUGGGAUGGGACUCAGUGCAAAAGGGUGAGAACUAUGAGUGGGCAUCAAACAAGGACCGGUGUCUUGGCAUGGAGUUCGCGUAUAUUGUCUUCUGGGAGUAGAGACCGCAACAUACUUCAACAUGAUCUUCGUGUACCAAAUGAUUUUGUUAGCAAACUUGUUGGCCACAAAUCCGAGGUAUGUGGAUUGAAAUGGUCUCAUGAUGAUCGGGAACUUGCAUCAGGAGGCAACGACAAUCAGCUUUUAGUAUGGAACCAGCAUUCUCAACAGCCAAUUUUAAAGCUGACGGAGCACACAGCUGCUGUCAAGGCUAUUGCUUGGUCACCCCACCAGAGUGGCCUUCUUGCAUCUGGAGGUGGAACUGCCGAUCGGUGCAUUCGCUUCUGGAAUACCACCAAUGGAAAUCAAUUAAACAGUGUGGAUACAGGAAGCCAGGUAUGCAAUCUAGCGUGGAGUAAAAAUGUGAAUGAACUAGUAAGCACUCAUGGAUAUUCACAGAACCAAAUUAUGGUUUGGAAAUAUCCAUCAAUGGCAAAGGUUGCAACCCUAACUGGCCAUAGUUUGCGGGUGCUCUAUCUUGCCAUGUCACCUGACGGCCAGACAAUAGUGACUGGAGCAGGGGACGAGACACUUAGAUUUUGGAAUGUAUUCCCAUCCGUAAAAACAACAGCUACAGUCAAGGACACAGGAGUUUGGUCAUUAGGGAGAACUCACAUUCGAUGACAGAUUGAUGACGUAUUAAAGUGGAAGGCUGCAGUUACAAAAUAUUUUACAGUAACUUUCUAUUCCAACUAUUUAACUGUCUAUACAAGCAAGAGAUUAGGACACUGUAAAGUCAUUUACCUCUUUUUCAUUUUAUACAGCAUGUCAAUAUUGAUACUUCAGAAUGGAUUGAACAGUCAAUAAAAUUUUGCACUCAUUUGUUUCGUUGCA
Messenger RNA from Rhododendron vialii, 2085 nucleotides. Its product is annotated as protein FIZZY-RELATED 3. Gene Ontology annotation, molecular function: ubiquitin ligase activator activity; anaphase-promoting complex binding; protein binding. The transcript has 10 exons. NCBI's taxonomy places the organism in Eukaryota, Viridiplantae, Streptophyta, Magnoliopsida, Ericales, Ericaceae. Gene Ontology annotation, biological process: anaphase-promoting complex-dependent catabolic process; positive regulation of ubiquitin protein ligase activity; positive regulation of anaphase-promoting complex-dependent catabolic process. Gene Ontology annotation, cellular component: anaphase-promoting complex. The record is from RefSeq and is a predicted model, not a curated record. Bases 322 to 1875 code for a protein of 517 amino acids.